CUGUGGUAUUUGAUUGAACGAAACCUCUUUGUUUUGUUUUUCAUCAGUUGUUUGCUCCAAUAAUUUUAUCAACUACUUUCUCCUCAUUAUCGUUGUAACAGAUUUCAUAAUUGACGAAAUACAAGUUGAAAAGUUGCGAAAUUUCUACGUUUAAAUAUACAUAUCUGAGGAUUAACUUAAUUUUAGAAAGUUUUCAUUUAGUUUAAGAAAACAAUUUAAUAAUAUCAGUUGCGACACUUAGCAACAACUGGCAUUGAUUUUUCAAUUUAUUUUUAAUUUUAAAAAUGAAAUUAACUUAGUUAUUAACUAUAGUUAUUGCCGUAACUAUAGUUUGAAGAAGAAACGAUUUCUGUUUUUCUCGGAGAUGGAAAUAUUUAAUUCUUACAAAUGUUUUUAUAGUACUAGAAACGACGAAAUACGUUCAUUUUAAUCAGAUAAUUUAAUGUUUGUUUUAGUGAAACAUGAAUUGCACGAUUAAUGUUUUAUAUUUUGGGUGUGAUAAGUAAUUACUUGAUAAAAUUGAAAUGGAAGAUUGGAAUCAAGGUGGAAACUUUAUAAAUAAACCAAUUCGUGGGUGGUUGCAUCCCGAUAAAAAAAUUGCUGACAGUGGAAUUAGUUAUGGAGUUAGGUAUAUAGGCUGCUUAGAAGUAAACACUUCAAUGAAGAGUUUAGAUUUUGAUACAAGAUCAUUAAUUGCCAAGGAAUGCAUCAAUAAAUUAUGUGAAGUAGCUGGACUUAAAACUCCUGAUAAAAAGAGAAAAGUUGAUAAGAGGCUUCUAAAGAUGCUGGCUGAGAAACCUAAUAUGGAUCAUGCUGGUGCUAAUGUUAACUUAACAAUUACAAGCUCAUAUUUAAAUCUAGUAUCAAUGGAAACAGGAGAAGUAAUUGCUUUUCAUGAGAUGCCCAAAAUAUCUUUUGCUUCUGGAGGAGAUACAGAUACUAUGGAUUUUGUCUCUUAUGUUGCUAAAGACCAUCGAUAUGGCAGAGCAUGUUUUGUAUUAGAGUGUGGUGGAGGUCUAGCUCAAGAUGUUAUUACAACUAUUGGCCAAGCUUUCGAAUUACGUUAUAAGCAAUUUCUGAAAAAGACUCCUACUACUAGAAGUGAAACAGAUCAUCAUCAAACAUCAGUUGCAAAUGGUAAUUUGAUGCCAACAAGGGAUGAUCCUGAAUAUUAUAAUGAUUUGCCUGGAAAAGUACCACCUGAUGUCAUAGCAAAUGCUGCAUUUUUAGAUAAUGUCUCUUUGAAAAGUGUUUCAGAGGGCAGUCCAACAAUGAAAGAACCAAAUUCUAACUUUCAAAUGCCAUUUACUACCACAUCUGUUCAAAAGGAUUUUCCUGAAAGCUUAAUUGAUCUAACAACCAAUACUAAUUAUGUGUCGGUAUAUCGAAGACCUAGGCCAGAAUAUGUAAAUACAACAGCUGUUAUAUCAAAUGAGAGAAACUGUGACACUUCUGUUAAACAGAAACAAGUCAGCCAUGAUAUAUUUGAUAUGCAACCAUUUGCUGCUAGUUUGACUUCCAUUCAAACAGAAAGCACAAAUCCAUUAGAUACACUAAUUGGUGGAUUGCCCAGUUCUAGUUCUGUCACUGUAUCAAACUCUAUGACAGUUCAAGCAGAUAAACUUAUUUCAAAGGCAGAUGGUGAGCGAGCUGCUCUCUUGAAAGAACCUUGGUUCCAUGGAGCAAUUAGUCGUCAGGAAAGUGAGGCUCUUGUUGUGAGGGAUGGAGAUUUCCUUGUUCGCGAAUCUCAAAAUACUCCUGGACAGUAUGUCUUGACUGGCAUGCAGAAUUCUUUAAGAAAACAUCUCCUUCUAGUGGAUCCAGAAGGAAUAAUAAGGACAAAAGACCAAGUAUUUGAAAGUGUUAGUCAUCUAAUCAAAUAUCACAGAGAUAACUGUUUGCCAAUUAUAUCUGCAGAAAGUGCUUUGCUUUUAAGGACUCCUGUUUACAAAGUGAGAUCUUCAGCUAGUAAACCAGUUCAUGUGUAAAUGUAUAUAGAAAGCCAGAUAAGUUUAAGUCAUUUGUAAAAAUAACUGAUGACAUAGCUAUGUUAUUUUUAAAAACUAUGCAAUUCAUUAGAAAAGUGCGUAUGAAAUAUAUAUAUAUUUUGAUAGUAAUAAAUUCAUAAAGUUUAAUAAAAGGAAAUGAAAUUGCAAGAUAAAAGAAUUUGUUAUUGUAUAUUUAUCAAAUAGCAUUUUAUUGAAAAAUUUCUCUUUCAUAUUAAUGUUGAUGUAAUAUGGAAAAUGUUUAUUAAAGAUGAUAUGGAGCUAAUUCAAUUUAUUUCUUAACCAAUUGACUAUCAUUGAUGUCAUUUGAUACAUGCCUGUGAUUCACUUCUAUUGUCUCAUUAGCAAACUCCUUAUCUACUGAAGAGAUGGUAGAACAGGGGUCAUGGUAGUAAACAUGUUAAAAUGUGUUGUUGCAAUAGAAUUCAAGAUAGUGCUGUUUCUCAUUAUGGUUCUGGAAUGCAUUUAAUUCAUCAUUCUUUUAAUUGCUCGUAAACUAUGAUAAGGAUGGACAAAAAUCUCUUUAUUUCACUCGAAAAGAAAGUAUAAAUAUAUUUCAUUUUAAAAAUUAGCGAUGUAGAAAUGUUUUUGUGUAUAAAUAAAUUAGAUUUUCAUACUAUCAUAUUGCUUUUACAAAAUGAACAUUUAUUUUGGGGAUUAUAAAAUAUGCAGUUGUGAAAUAAUUCUAUAAGAUAUUUAGAUAGGACAUACUAUUAUUGUAUAUCCUUUUUAAAACUUGCAUUUUCUUCCCACCGUUUUUCACAUGCACUUUCCAUCUGCUGAGUUAUAAAUUGGCAUAUAAUAUUUUACUCUUUUUAUUUGCAUAUAAUUUUAAAGAUGACACUAUAUUGAUCAUCUUUGGAAUCAAAUUUUUAAGAAGCACUUACAAAUUAAUCAUCCAUCAUUUAUUUAGUAUGAAUGGAUAAUAUUUCAUCAAUUUGCUAAAGAUGUAAAUGUUUUAGUAGAGUUGUUUGAAAAAAUUUAGGUGAUAAUAUUACUAAUAAAAAGUAACAUGCUAUUUGUAACAAACUAUCUAGUUUUUGCUGGAAUCAAAGAUGAAAUGCUCUAUUAAUAAAUAUUACAUGAUAUCUAAAAAAUAUUGAAAGAAUCAUUUAUAAAAACAACCUGCUAUA
Molecule: messenger RNA, 3139 nt
Organism: Argiope bruennichi
Lineage: Eukaryota; Metazoa; Arthropoda; Arachnida; Araneae; Araneidae
Product: SHC-transforming protein 1-like
Exons: 11
Coding region: 525-1988 (487 amino acids)
Biological process (GO): intracellular signal transduction; cell surface receptor protein tyrosine kinase signaling pathway
Cellular component (GO): plasma membrane
Molecular function (GO): receptor tyrosine kinase binding
Source: RefSeq, a predicted model, not a curated record